Messenger RNA from Aspergillus terreus NIH2624, 4167 nucleotides. RefSeq names its product ABC drug exporter AbcA. Gene Ontology annotation, biological process: transmembrane transport. Gene Ontology annotation, molecular function: ABC-type transporter activity; ATP hydrolysis activity; ATP binding. The transcript is spliced from 4 exons. NCBI's taxonomy places the organism in Eukaryota, Fungi, Ascomycota, Eurotiomycetes, Eurotiales, Aspergillaceae. The record is from RefSeq and is a predicted model, not a curated record. Gene Ontology annotation, cellular component: membrane. Bases 1 to 4167 code for a protein of 1388 amino acids.
AUGAGUACGGCGGGCAAGUCCAGGCCCACUGGCGACCGAGAGCUCGAAAGUGCGGAGGACAGCAUCUCCAGCCUAGAGGCGAGGGAAGCAGAGAUCCACAAGCUGGCCAGGCAGUUCACGGAUCCGAGCAAUGAAUUGAUCUCUGCAUACAAUCCCUUUGCUGCGGAGCCUGGAUCCGCUCUGGACCCCAAUGGUGACAAUUUCAACGCCCGUGCCUGGUGCAAGGCCAUGCUCCGGAUGUACACCGAAGAUAGCCAAGCUCAUCCAGCCAGGACCCUCGGAGUGUCCUUCAGCAACCUGAAUGUGCACGGUUUUGGUUCGGAUACCGAUUUCCAGAAGAGCGUGGGCAACGUCUGGCUGGAGGCUGUCGGCCUGGCAAGGAGGCUUAUGGGUCGACGUCAGCGCAAGAUCGGUAUUCUGCAGGAUUUGGAAGGCCUAGUGGAGGCUGGAGAAAUGCUUGUCAUCCUUGGACCACCCGGGUCGGGGUGCACGACUUUCUUGAAGACCAUGGCUGGAGACGCGUACGGCCUGUAUGUCGACGAGAACUCAAGCCUCAAUUACCAAGGUGUGAGCGCAAAGCAAAUGGCCAGCGCGUUUAGGGGAGAGGCCAUCUAUACCGCUGAGGUCGACGUCCAUUUCCCCAAGCUCACCGUGGGGGAUACUCUCUACUUCGCUGCCCGGGCCCGAGCACCACGAUACGUUCCCGGAGGAGCAACAGUACACCGAUACGCCACACAUAUGCGAGACGUUAUCAUGGCCAUGUUCGGUAUCUCUCAUACCAAGAACACUAUUGUGGGAAGCGAAUUUAUCCGCGGUGUCUCUGGUGGAGAGCGCAAGCGUGUCAGUAUUGCCGAAGCGUGUCUGGGCAUGGCUCCGCUGCAAUGUUGGGAUAACUCUACUCGUGGUCUCGACAGUGCUAAUGCCAUUGAAUUUUGCAAGACCCUUCGCAUGCAGGCGGACAUAAAUAGCGUCACUGCCUGCGUUUCGCUUUACCAGGCCCCUCAGGCUGCCUAUGAUCAAUUUGACAAGGUCCUGGUCCUGUAUGAGGGUCGCCAGAUUUUUUUUGGUCGUACAGCUGCGGCUAAGAAGUACUUUGUUAAUAUGGGUUUCAUCUGCCCUGAUCGCCAAACAGAUGCUGAUUUCCUUACCUCCAUGACCAGUCCUCUCGAGCGUGUCGUGCGGCCAGGUUAUGAAAGCCACGUUCCCCGGACGCCCGACGAAUUCGCCGCCAGGUGGAAGGCGUCAGCCGAGCGAGUGCAGCUUCUGCGAGACAUUGAGGUUUACAACGCAAAGUUCAUCCUCGGCGGAGAAUACCUGGGCAACUUCAAGCAAUCCCGCAGAGCUCAGCAAGCAAAAGUCCAGCGUGUAUCAUCACCCUACACUCUUUCAUAUAUUCAGCAGAUUGAGUUGUGUUUAUGGCGCGGAUACAAACGAUUGAAGGGAGAUCCUAGUGUCACAGUCUCUUCAUUAAUUGGAAAUUCAAUCAUGGCUCUUGUCAUCGCGAGUAUCUUCUACAACCUUCAGCCUGACACCAACAGCUUCUUUCAGCGCAGUGCCCUCCUAUUCUUUUCUGUUCUCAUGAAUGCGUUCGGCUCUGGCCUUGAAAUGCUCACACUCUAUGCCCAACGAGGGAUUGUGGAGAAACACUCUCGAUAUGCCCUCUACCACCCAUCUGCUGAAGCAUUCGCAUCAAUGCUGAUGAAUUUGCCUUACAAGAUUCUGAAUGCCAUCACUUACAACUUGAUUCUCUACUUCAUGACAAACCUGAGACGAGAACCUGGCGCUUUCUUCUUCUUUGUGUUUACUUCCUUCAUCCUUACCCUAACCAUGUCCAUGUUCUUCCGGUCCAUUGCUUCGCUGACAAGAACUCUUGUUCAAGCCCUACCAUUUGCUGUGAUUUUGAUCCUGUCUCUGAGCAUGUACACUGGUUUUGCAAUCCCAAGACAGUACAUGUUAGGAUGGGGCCGCUGGAUCUCGCGUAUCAACCCUAUCAACUACGGCUUUGAGUCUCUGAUGAUCAAUGAGUUCCAUGGCCGCGACUUCGUCUGUGUCAACUACGUCCCGUCAGGUCCUGGCUACGCAGGCCUCAGCCCGAGCAACCAUGUCUGCUCCACAUUAUCCUAUGGCUAUCUCGCCUCGCACAAGUGGAGGAACAUCGGCAUCAUAUUUGCCUUCAUGUUCAUUCUCAUGUCGGUUUAUCUGGCUGCUACCGAGAUAGUCACCGAAAAGAAGUCAAAGGGCGAGAUCCUGGUCUUCCGUCGCGGACAUAAAGCCCUAAAGAAGGGCAAGUCAGAGAAGGAUGUCGAAAGCGGUAGUGACCGCAUCAUUGCUGUGGAAGAGCAGACCCAAUCGGAUGAGCUUGCCAUUAUACAGCGCCAGACUGCCAUUGUCCAGUGGAGAGAUGUCUGCUAUGAUAUCAAAAUUGGGAAAGAGAAUCGCAGGAUUCUUGGUCGCAUUGAUGGAUGGGUCAAACCGGGGACCUUGACCGCGCUUAUGGGUGUCUCUGGCGCUGGAAAAACCACGCUAUUAGAUGUUCUGGCUACUCGUACCACCAUAGGUGUUAUCACGGGGGAGAUCCUUGUUGAUGGCAAGCCUCGGGAUGAGUCCUUCCAGCGCAAGACUGGCUACGCCCAACAACAAGAUUUGCACCUAAAUACCUCUACAGUUCGCGAGGCCCUAACCUUCUCUGCCCUUCUGCGCCAGCCUGCUCAUGUCCCUCGGCAAGAGAAGAUUGACUAUGUCACCGAAGUCAUCAAACUGUUAGAUAUGACUGAGUAUGCUGAUGCUAUCAUUGGGGUACCUGGUGAAGGCCUCAAUAUCGAGCAACGCAAACGUCUUACCAUCGGUGUGGAGCUUGCAGCCAAGGCCGCUCUGCUUCUUUUCUUAGAUGAACCUACCUCUGGACUUGAUUCUCAGACAUCAUGGGCCAUUCUCAGUCUUCUUGAUAAGCUGAAGAAGAACGGACAGGCAAUUCUGUGCACUAUCCAUCAACCUUCCGCAAUGCUGUUCCAGCGCUUCGAUCAUCUCCUCUUUCUCCAGGCUGGGGGUCGCACUGUCUACUUUGGUGAAGUUGGUGAAAACUCACAAAUUCUUAUUGACUACUUUGUCCGCAAUGGGGCCCCUCCGUGCCCGCCGGACGCCAAUCCUGCCGAAUGGAUGCUCGAUGUCAUUGGCGCCGCUCCCGGUUCCCAUACUGAUAUCGACUGGUUUGAUACAUGGCGCAAAUCUCCCGAGUAUGCUCGCGUCCAAGAACAUCUCGCCGAACUGAAACAGGAACGAUCUCACCAGGUCGACCGCUCCCGCUCCACCUUGUACCAGACGCCUCAGGAUAAGGCCAGCUACCGCGAGUUCGCCGCACCCUUCUCUGAACAGCUCCGCGAAGUCCAGCUUCGAGUCUUUCAGCAAAUCUGGCGCUCUCCCACUUACAUAUAUUCCAAGGCUUUGCUGUGUGUGAGCUCCGCUCUCUUCGUUGGAUUCUCUCUGUUUCGUACGCCCAAUACGAUCCAGGGGCUACAGAAUCAGAUGUUUGCUAUCUUUAUGUUGUUGACUCUGUUUGGUCAGCUCAUCCAGCAGAUCAUGCCACACUUUAUUGCUCAGCGCGAUUUGUACGAGGCUCGCGAACGUCCUUCCAAAGCCUACUCUUGGAAAGCUUUCAUUAUAUCUAAUAUUAUAGUCGAGCUUCCUUGGAACUCGAUUAUGUCUGUCCUAAUGUUCCUAUGCUGGUAUUAUCCUGUGGGUUUGUACCGCAAUGCUGAGCCUACUGACACUGUUGCGCUCCGCGGCGCGCAGAUGUGGCUCUUCAUCUGGACGUUUCUUCUCUUCUCAUCCACCUUUGCACACUUUAUGAUCGUUGCUUUUGAGAGUGCUGAAAAUGUUGGUAAUAUGGGCAAUCUGCUCUUCAUGCUCUGUCUGCUUUUCUGCGGUGUCCUGGCUACACCUGACCAGUUUCCGGGGUUCUGGAUCUUCAUGUAUCGGGUUUCGCCAUUCACCUACUGCCCCAUCAGCAACACGAAUGUCUACCUUGCUUCUGUCUCGUCCCAAUAUUCAGAUGUGUGGCGAAACUUUGGCAUUAUGUGGGUCUACAUUGUCUUCAACAUAUUUGCGGCGUGUGCGCUGUACUGGUGGGUGCGUGUUCCAAAGGUUAAGGCUCCCAAGAACAACGUCUGA